This is a messenger RNA of Eubalaena glacialis (North Atlantic right whale), 1916 nucleotides long. RefSeq names its product solute carrier family 35 member A5 (gene SLC35A5). The record is from RefSeq and is a predicted model, not a curated record. The transcript has 7 exons. Bases 226 to 1503 code for a protein of 425 amino acids. Gene Ontology annotation, cellular component: Golgi membrane. Gene Ontology annotation, molecular function: pyrimidine nucleotide-sugar transmembrane transporter activity. Lineage: Eukaryota; Metazoa; Chordata; Mammalia; Artiodactyla; Balaenidae. Gene Ontology annotation, biological process: pyrimidine nucleotide-sugar transmembrane transport.
CCCAGUCGGGUCGUUAUUGUGCUUUUUGUUCCGGAAUAGGCGGGUCGGGUCCAAAGGCUUAUUCGCCUUUCUUUUUCUCCCAUAGAUUCUCCGCGUAUGGACCCUAAAAGCUACCGCUGCUGCUGCUGCUGCUGCGGACCUAGACAGUUACUGUCUCAGCUUUAGGAUGUACGCUCUUCCACUGGAAGUUCUUCCAAGGGACCGAGGCAAUUAAAAAACAGUGGAAUGGAAAGGAAUUAUUGUGGUCAUCCCAUGUUAAGCGCCUCUUCAGCAAUGUAUACAUUCCUGCUGGGGGCCAUAUUCAUUGCUUUAAGCUCCAGUCGCAUCCUACUUGUAAAAUAUUCAGCCAAUGAAGAGAACAAAUAUGAUUAUCUUCCAACUACUGUGAACGUGUGCUCAGAACUGGUGAAGCUGGUUUUCUGUGUGCUUGUGUCAUUCUGGGUUCUAAAGAAAGAUCAUCAAAAUAGAAACUUGAGAUGUGGUUCCUGGAAGGAAUUCUCUAAUUUCAUGAAGUGGUCCAUUCCUGCCUUUCUUUAUUUCCUGGAUAAUUUGAUUGUCUUCUAUGUCCUUUCCUAUCUUCAGCCUGCCAUGGCUGUUAUCUUCUCAAAUUUUAGCAUUAUAACAACAGCUCUUCUAUUCAGGAUAGUGCUGAAGAGGCAUCUAAACUGGAUACAGUGGGCUUCCCUCCUGAUUUUAUUUUUGUCUAUUGUGGCCCUCACUUCUGGGACUGAGACCUCACAGCAUAACCGGGCAGGACAUGGAUUUCAUCACGAUGCCUUCUUCAGCCCAUCCAAUUCCUGUCUUCUUUUCAGAAGUGAGUGCUCCAGAAAAGACAAUUGCACAGCAAAGGAGUGGACUUUUUCUGAAGCUCAGUGGAAUACCACGGCCAGGGUUUUCAGUCAUAUCCGUCUUGGCUUGGGCCAUGUUCUUAUUAUAGUCCAGUGUUUUAUUUCUUCGAUGGCCAAUAUCUAUAAUGAAAAGAUACUGAAGGAAGGGAACCAGCUCACUGAAAGCAUCUUUGUACAGAACAGCAAACUCUAUUUCUUUGGCGUUCUUUUUAAUGGGCUGACCCUGGGCCUUCAGAGCAGUAACCGUGAUCAGGUUAAGAACUGUGGGUUUUUUUAUGGCCACAAUGCAUUUUCAGUAGCCCUUAUUUUUGUAACUGCAUUCCAGGGCCUCUCGGUGGCCUUUAUUCUGAAGUUCCUGGAUAACAUGUUCCAUGUCUUGAUGGCCCAGGUCACCACUGUCAUCAUCACAACGGUGUCUGUCUUGGUCUUUGACUUCAGGCCCUCCCUGGAGUUUUUCUUAGAAGCCCCAUCAGUUCUUCUCUCCAUAUUUAUUUAUAAUGCCAGCAAGCCUCAAGGUCUGGAAUACGCACCUAGGCAAGAAAGGAUCCGAGAUCUAAGUGGCAGUCUUUGGGAGCGCUCCAGUGGGGAUGGAGAAGAACUGGAGAGACUUACCAAACCCAAGAGUGAUAUUGAAUCAGAUGAAGAUACUUUCUAACUGGUACUCAGAUAGUUGGCAGCUCUCACAAACCUUAUCUUCACAUUUUCAGCAUGUGUGAUAUUUAUCUUUCCACUUUGAUAAACCAAGAACAUUUCUAAAGCAUAAAACUCUUUGCAUAUAUCUAACCGCUCCCUAAAUAAUUCCAGCCAAAGCUUAGAGUACCCAAAGGCUAAAAAGUUCUAAGGAAAUGACAUAAGAAUAAUAGUAUGGAGACUGCAUUAAUGGCCUGGUACUUAGUAGGUCAAGAUAUAUUUGCAGAUUAUUUUCCUUGUUCCUCCAUUCCAGAAAAUUUGUAAUAAUCAUGUUAGCUGUACCCUAUAAAUAUACAAAUAGAGAUCAGUUUGCCAGAUAUUCAGAAUUGUGUAGUUUACUCUGCAUGCCAUAGUCUUCCCUUUUUUAUCAUUAUAAAU